Carassius auratus (goldfish) is the source of this 2044-nucleotide messenger RNA. RefSeq names its product photoreceptor ankyrin repeat protein-like. The transcript has 5 exons. The record is from RefSeq and is a predicted model, not a curated record. The coding region runs from base 269 to 1633 and encodes 454 amino acids. Gene Ontology annotation, molecular function: protein binding. Lineage: Eukaryota; Metazoa; Chordata; Actinopteri; Cypriniformes; Cyprinidae.
AGGCCUAAGUGUCCGAACGGAGGGCUUGGAGGAGGGGACAGGAAGGGAUACGGCUCUGUCCUGUGAGAUCAGACAGUCUACAGCAAGAAUCCAGACUGGCGGGACUAAACAGAAACAGCAGGAGCAGUGAUCUGAUCACCCAGAGAGAUGUGGACUAUGCUUUACCUUCUUCUGAGCUCUUUUAAUGAUUCCAGGGAGGGAGCAGCGAGGAUGCAGAUGAUGAUGAAGUGCCUGCUUAGAUGUGUGAGUCCUGGCUCGUGCUGACCUGAUGGCUGAGGUUAAAGACACGGUGCAGGAGGAUCCAAAUCUGGGCUCCGGCCCAGAUGAGGAUGCCUCUGAGUUGUCGGUUUCUGAGAAUGAUUCAGAUUCUGGGAGUGUGCUGUCAGAUGACUCUGUUCUCCCGGACUAUGAACGGGAAGAUGCCAGUGGAGGCUCUGCCAACACCUUGUACCAAGCCUGUGCCAAGAACAAUGCAGCAGCCCUCCGCAGAAUUCUGGAAAGGGGUGUUACAAGAGAUGAAGUCAUGGAACUAGACAUAAAUGGCAGGAAUGGUUUGAUGGUGGCAGUAUCAAAAGGCUUUGUGGAUCUCGUGUAUGGACUCAAUCAGUGCCCAUUUCUGGAUAUCAAUCAUCAGGAUAAUGAUGGCAACACUGCACUCAUGAUCGCUGCACAGGCUGGUUUCGUAAUCAUCCUCACCUACAUCCUAAAUUACUUCAGUGGUGUGGACAUGGAGCUCCGGGAUUCCCGAGGCUUCACCGCACUCCUCAAGGCAGUGAUCCAGGGCAGCAAUGACUGCAUGGCUUCACUGCUCAUGGCUGGAGCUGACAUAAAUGUUGUGGAUGCCGCGAGGGGGAAGGAUAUACGAGAAUGGGCUCUGAAGACAGGUCGCUUUGAGACAUUAAACAGAAUUAGACGGCUGAACAGCAGGCCUCAGGCCGAACAAUUCUGUGAAAAAUAUGUCCCACAGUGGCCAGAUCUGAAGGAGCUAGUGACCAAGGCCACAGCCACAAAAAGCACAGGACAGAAAGUCGCCCAUCGUCUGAAGUCUACUUUCACCUUUAGUUUUCCACAUGACCCCCAGGACAAUGGCAUCAUGGACCACAUGGUGCGCAUCACCACAAGCAUCCACAGUCCCUUGGUGGUCAGCGGAUGCCGUCCUCUGUGUCCAUCAAGCCCGCCGGAGAUUGGAAAGAGACGCUUGGCCGUGCCUGAACUGAUGCAGAUGCACCCUGGGGAAAAGCUUGAGGAACAUGUGACGCGGCACAGCAAUGGCUCCAUCUCUGUGGCGUCUACUUCUGCCUCUUCUGUGUCGCUUGGCUCAUGCUGCUCUGACUCGGAGCGGAGAGGCAGCGUACUCUCCAUGGCCUCCAAUGGAGCCCGUAAAUUUGUCCCGCGCAGCAUGGCCCGUCGCAAUAGCGUGUUCCCCACCGGCUGCGUCCCCCAAAUCAAAGUGACCAAGUCUGGAGAGCCAACGCCCAAGAAGGAGAAGAAGAAAAAGCUAACCAAAGGUUAUUUAGAGCCACCGAUAUGGAAGUAUAAGGAGGCUAAAGAGGAGAAGAAAAAAGAGAAGAAAAGGGAAAAAGCAGAACAAGAGAAAAUGAAUAAAGGAACCAAUAAAAAAGCUAAAAAAUGAAUACUGCCAACAUCAUUCUAGACCUUUAUCGUUUUCAUUAGUUAAAGGGCAAUGGGUCAAGUUUGUAUGGAUGGAUAUUGUUUUCACAGUUGUUUUAAAAGAAUGGAUAGCAGAACAAGGCAGUUUAAAGACAUUUAUUCAUUUAUAUAUCCUAAAAACAAUUAUUACCUCUCCAACAACCAGUAGGCCUAUACAUACAUCUAUUUUGAACAUUUUUCAUUUAUGAUGUUUCAGGUCUUCUCCUUUAACCCCAUACUUCUUAAUGUGUUUGCGAUAGCAACAUUAUUGAUUGUAAUGGAUAAUUUUACAAAAGACUUUUGAGCUACAGGGUCACAUGAUCAUUCAGAAAUCAUACUAAUAUGCUGAUUUGGUUCACAACAGAACCUUUCUUAUUAUUAUCAAUAUUGAAAA